CUCUUUCUCACAUACACACGGCACUCUUUUUUCGGUCUACCUUCCAUCGAUCCCAAUCCACUUCCCUCAUUGUCGCUUUUCUUUUCCCACGUCCAAGUAGUUUUUCAGACCCUUGAAGGAAGAACAAAGGAUGGGUUGGUUCAGUGGUAGUUCAUCGCCAACUCCGGCGCAACCCGCAACUGUGACACAACCUUCUUCACCUAACAAUUUGGCAUCGGACGUGAAACCAAAGACUACCGAGAAGGUCAAGGUAUGUUUCUUUUUCUGUUUUGGAAAGACCGCAGGAGGAAACUCUGUAAUGGGGUUGGACGAUGCAAAAGGAAAAGAAACGCACAAGCUAGAAAGCUGACAUUUCUGUUACGCCCCAGCCAUGUUGCGUAUGCAAAGAUGAAAAGUCCGCCCGGGACGAAUGUAUGCUCUUCAGCAAGUCCGAUGAUCCACAAGAAGAUUGUAAGAGUUUGGUCGGGAAGUACAAGGACUGUAUGGCCGGGUAUGGGUUCAAGAUUUGACAUGUACCCGCGGGAAAACAAUAAACCUUGAAGGGCAUAUGUGAAGGACAUGGACGGACCUCGAUACCCUUACAUGUGACCCUUCUACUCGGGGCACCUACCGCUCUCAACGACCGACGUCCCGACCGACGCUAUCUACCCGGGUUAUUCUACCUUUGCCUACAAUCCCGGUGUCCCAGGCAUCUACACAGGUGGCUUCAACAGGGGGGAGAGGGGAUGUGGACUCGUCAAGGAAAAUGUAUGAACACCAAUGAAGGAAGAUGGGAAAGAUUUGAUAAAUGGUACCGGGACAAGAAAGGAUGGAUGGGCCCUAGAUGUGGACCAACGCCUACAAAAUCCCACACGGGCCUCGGGGGGGGGGCGGCUGGUAUGGCUGAGAGGACAUCGCUGCGAAGAGCCAGACUUGAGAUGUCCUGCCAAAAUACGAGGAGAGAGAUACUUCAUGAUGAGAAAAAGACAAAACACCCCCCUCUUGCGUUCUGGCACAGAGACACAUACAUGCUGCAAGUCAUCUACGAAAAGGCGCUUUGAAAGGACCAAUCCAACCAUGUACAACAAUCCCAAGUCAAAACAUUUUACGACAAAACCACAAACGUCAUCAUUGUUUAAAGGCGCCCAUCAUCACUUGCAGCCAUGGGGCAUAAUUUCUACCUUGUACAAAGAUAUUUCGAAAUACCAAAGAGCCCGAAAAGAAAUGGCUGCUGUACAUAGUGUAUAACCUCACCACUCGAACAUUACAAAAUAUAGAAUACAAAAUACGGAGUACUUGUAGACUCAUCGAGUUGCAUUGGAUCGUGUUGUAUUGCAUAGCUGAUAGCAUUACGAUACAAUCUAGAGACACUCCGC
Molecule: messenger RNA, 1355 nt
Organism: Exophiala oligosperma
Lineage: Eukaryota; Fungi; Ascomycota; Eurotiomycetes; Chaetothyriales; Herpotrichiellaceae
Exons: 2
Coding region: 760-1227 (155 amino acids)
Source: RefSeq, a predicted model, not a curated record